UCCUUUAUAACUUGUAUUGUAUAGAUACCUAACAUAUUAUAUUUACUUCUCUACUGUGUAUUCAACGAUUUUACACUGAAUUACUUUUUUUUAGAGACACAUUCAUAACCGGUCAACUACUCAUUUGGCGGCUAUGUUGGUCAUGGAUAGUAUUCAUAAUUUUCGUAUCCCUCUUGUACAUUUCCAACACGUUGUUGUUCCUGCUGUACCAAAGCACAUUGGCUACGCAAGACGAGCAUAUGAUCAGACCGCUGAUCUUUCCGAUGUGGUUGCCAGAAGACGACCCUUACAGGACACCGAACUAUGAAAUCUUUCUUGCUCUGGAAAUUGUACUCAUAUUUGUGGUGUUAGUCACCUUUGGCUUGUACGUAUACAUACUGUUCCACCUCCUGCUGCAUUACUACAACCUGAUGGACGUGAUCCUGAUCGCUCUCGACGAGUUGUUCAAAGGGCUGGAUGAUUCGGUAGUGGCACUGCCGAGUGAGCACCCGCGGAGGCAGGCAGUGCAAGACGAGCUAAAUGUCAGGAUGGCCCAGAUUGUACGCUGGCAUCUGUCAGUCUUCGAUUCUGUGGACGACAUAUCUUCAGUGUACGGUCCGACGCUGGUUUACCAAGUGAUGUUCAGUUCUAUAGUUAUUUGCUUAAUGGCAUAUCAGGUUGCCGAGCAAUUGUCGGAAGGCAAAAUAGACUACCUGUUUGGUAUCUUGGGCAUUGGCGCUUGUCUUCAGCUUUGGAUUCCGUGCUAUAUUGGGACUUUACUACGGAACAAAGGGUUUUUCGUUGGGGACCGCUGCUUCUACUGCGGGUGGCACGAGACGCCGUUAUCACGGCUGCUGCGGCCAGACCUCAUCAUCUUCAUACAGCGCACGCAGCGACCUGUCGCCAUCAAGUUUACCGGUCUACCGCAUCUGCAGCUUGAGACUUUCUCUUCGAUAAUGAGUAACGCGUAUUCGUUGUUCAACAUGCUGCGCCAGUACAAGUAAACAUUAUCCUGCAAGAUGGUCAUUAAAUUCUAGUACAAUUAGUGGAUAUUAUUUACAAUUAUAGGAUGGAAGUAUGAGAGGAUACAACUUCGUCAUUCUCGUUAAUGGGAUGGUUUGGAAUAAACUGCAUACUCGGGU
Messenger RNA from Leguminivora glycinivorella, 1121 nucleotides. Its product is annotated as odorant receptor 4-like. The transcript has 6 exons. Gene Ontology annotation, molecular function: odorant binding; olfactory receptor activity. The coding region runs from base 240 to 983 and encodes 247 amino acids. Lineage: Eukaryota; Metazoa; Arthropoda; Insecta; Lepidoptera; Tortricidae. The record is from RefSeq and is a predicted model, not a curated record. Gene Ontology annotation, cellular component: plasma membrane. Gene Ontology annotation, biological process: detection of chemical stimulus involved in sensory perception of smell; sensory perception of smell.